AAGCACCGCCCGGCCGGGGACACGCCAGGUGGAGACGCGAGCGCUCCUUCAGAUGUGACUGAAGGCGGGAGGAUGAAGCAGAAGUUUCCUCGGUAGCUUUGUUUUUCAGCGCGUAGACAACAACAACAACAACAACAACAGUCCGGAUAACAUGAUACAAAGUAACCCGUCGGCUCCGGAGCGAAUGAAUAUCUCAGCGGUGUCUCGGUGAUAUCUCCCCCCGGGUAACACCAACGGUUUCCCGUCAGGGUUCCUCGCUUCUGUCGCUGACUAGCGGAGCGACUGGUUCCAAGCUGCUAAGCUAACGUUGGCUUCCACGUCAGGUUUUUACGUGAUUCCACUGGUUUUAACAGAUUUUAACAGCGGGAUGGCAACGAGGAAACCUAAAGAUACUGAUGUCAGCCUCCCCUUCGCCGCCCUCCAGCUCCUGGCCCCCCCCAUGCGCCUGGUGUCGGCGGCCCUGUGGAAGGCGCUGAAGCAGCGGGACGUGAUGCAGUACGGGACCGUGGAGGAGUUUGUGACCCUGGCCUGUGACUCUGUCCCCGGGAUGCUCACCGUGAGGCACCAGGGCAAGCUGACCCUGGGGCUGAGAGGACGGCUGAUCUUAGAGCUUCUUCGUGGACAAGAACCUGAUGUGACACUGAUUGAGCUUCACAUGAAAAGGAUCCGUGCUCCGGCCGCCCCUUCCUCCUCCUUGGCUGCUGCUGUGAGGAAGGACGUAAAAAUCGCCAAAACAGUGGAAAGCUUCCAUUCAUUUGUUCACGCGCUGCUGACAGACCCGGCAGAGAGAGAGCAGUUCUUCAAGGAGGAGUUUCCUGUGGAGUACGGUCCAAAGUAUGACGAGGAGCUGGAGAAGCUGCUGUGGGAGUUUUUGAUUCGACUGGACCAGCUGCUGCCAGUUCCCAACCUAGCUCAGACUGUGUCGUGGCUCAGUGAUUCCCCCCCGGUCCUGGAGGAGUGCGCCCGGUCAGCCACCCAGCCGCAGCUCCUCAACAUUUUGCUUCAGCAUCAAUCUUGUCUCGGUCAUCUUGAGCCCGCAGCAUCUCUCCCUCCAAACAUGGGAGACUCCAUCCUGGAUUCACUUUCUCUGCCACCGUCUGGAAGAGUGGCUUCAAAUCCAGGAGCCGCCAAAGCUUCUGCAGGGAAUCAGGCCGGGAAAGGCAAGACACCGUUUAUACCUGUUAUUGGACUCAUAAAUAACGAGGACGUACCGGUCAUGGUCUCGGCCAGUAAACGGGCAGCCACCUCCAAAGAUGCAACAAACUCAAAGUUCACUGUGGUAAAAGAGAGACAGAAACCCAAUGAUGGAGGGAGAGAGGGUGAAGAACAGCUGGAGGGGGAGAGGGAAGUCUCCAACAGCAGCAGAGGAACGAAACGCAAACAACCUGACAACAGACAAAGUGAAUUCGACGAGGAUGAGGAGGAAGAAGAGGAAGACGACGUUGCAGGCGUGACAAAAUCUGGGAAGAGGAAGAUGAGCAGCGUCAGGCAGGGAAGCGGUGACCAGAGAACAAGUGAGAGUGAGGAAGAGCAGCUGAACGGAGCAGCACUGGCAUCGAGCAUGACCCGGCUGGGCGUCCAGAGUCUCCACCUGCCGGACGACCCGUCCCUCUGCUCCCUUUUCGAGUGUUGUCUGAGAAAACAAGCCAGGAUUAUCAUCGAAAAACUGCCAGUGGCGUCUGCCGGUGCCAGCAGGACGGGCGGAGGAGCAACAUCGUUCUAUAACGAGGACGUACCGGUCAUGGUCUCGGCCAGUAAACGGGCAGCCGCCUCCAAAGAUGCAACAAACUCAAAGUUCACUGUGGUAAAAGAGAGACAGAAACCCAAUGAUGGAGGGAGAGAGGGUGAAGAGCAGCUGGAGGGGGAGAGGGACGUCUCCAACAGCAGCAGAGGAACGAAACGCAAACAACCUGACAACAGACAAAGUGAAUUCGACGAGGAUGAGGAGGAAGAAGAGGAAGACGACGUUGCAGGCGUGACAAAAUCUGGGAAGAGGAAGAUGAGCAGCGUCAGGCAGGGAAGCGGUGACCAGAGAACAAGUGAGAGUGAGGAAGAGCAGCUGAACGGAGCAGCACUGGCAUCGAGCAUGACCCGGCCGGGCGUCCAGAGUCUCCACCUGCCGGACGACCUGUCCCUCUGCUCCCUUUUCGAGUGUUGUCUGAGAAAACAAGCCAGGAUUAUCAUCGAAAAACUGCCAGUGGUCUCUGCUGGUGCCAGCCGGACGGGCGGAGGAGCAACAUCCUUCUAUAAGGAGGAGAAUCAGAGGAGGAGGUCACCGGUCAAAGCUCCGACUCACAAAAGCAGGAGCUUCCAACUGGAGAAGCCGAACUCAGGCAGUUCUGGCUUGGAUGACAAAGAGAAUCAUCCUCUCUUGUCGAGUGCAAGCGGCUCCCCUCGCCGGCGCACUAACACAGAGACGCCGGCCGCUGCAGGAGGAAGUGAAGACUACGUCGCUGAUUCUGAGGAUGAGGCCACAAAGAACUUCAAAGGGAGGCUGUUCAUGAAGCGCUACUACAAGACCAAGCACGGCACAUACGUUCCCACUCUGAGGGAGUACUGGAAGCCCGGGGGGGCUCGGAGAGACUUGCUGUCGCCUGCCAGUAAACGCAGGUGAUGAAACUUCACCGCCAAGUUUAGUGAACGCCAGGAUCAGGACUUUCUGACGGAGCAACCAGCUACUUAAAGUUAUCUCGAGUUAAAGCUGUAACUGUUAUGAACUUCAGUACUUAAUGUCAUCAUGGAGAACGUGCCCUGACAUGGCAUUGACACCGAUUAUGGCCAAUGUCAUGCAAAUAUUAGUUUUUCAUAUUUUAGACCAUUAUUGUACAGUUAAAGUGUAAAUAUAUAUCGGACAAUAUCUAUUAUUUCUGUAACAAAUACAAUUUUUAUACAUUUCAAAGACGUGUAUGUAACAUGUUCUAAUAAAGGUGUAGUGAAAUUGUGAAAAUGUCA
Molecule: messenger RNA, 2952 nt
Organism: Limanda limanda (common dab)
Lineage: Eukaryota; Metazoa; Chordata; Actinopteri; Pleuronectiformes; Pleuronectidae
Gene: tinf2
Product: TERF1 (TRF1)-interacting nuclear factor 2
Exons: 10
Coding region: 368-2614 (748 amino acids)
Biological process (GO): telomere capping; regulation of telomere maintenance via telomere lengthening
Cellular component (GO): shelterin complex
Molecular function (GO): telomeric repeat DNA binding
Source: RefSeq, a predicted model, not a curated record